Molecule: messenger RNA, 284 nt
Organism: Python bivittatus (Burmese python)
Lineage: Eukaryota; Metazoa; Chordata; Lepidosauria; Squamata; Pythonidae
Source: RefSeq, a predicted model, not a curated record
CAAACAUGGCGGAGAGAAGCACGACAGCAGAAUCGGGUAGCGACAUAGGAAUUGAUGAAAUUAUUACAGGAAACUUAAGCAAAUAUACUGCUGUUCCUCCAGGUUACUAUGGACAGGCAAAAAAAGGUCAUCUUGUAUUUGAUGCCUGCUUUGAAAGUGGGAACCUUGGACGUGUGGACCAUAUUACUGAAUUUGAAUAUGAUCUCUUCAUCAGACCAGACACAUGUAAUCCACGUUUUCGAGUUUGGUUCAACUUCACAGUUGAAAAUGUAAAAGAAUCUCAG